GAAUCUGAGUAAUAAAAACUGGUUUUCUGUCAAAGUCCGUGUGUCGUUCACUGAAAGACGACUCUAAGCAGCUGACUGAGUCUGGUCAUGUGACUAAAGAGGAAGCAGGCGAGAUGAGCGCGGUCUACGGAGGAGUGGAGGGCGGCGGGACGCAUUCUACAGCGGUACUGCUUUCUGCUGAGGGAAACAUCCUCGCUGAGACAGAUGGGCCGUGUACCAAUCACUGGCUGGUUGGUGUUGAUAAUUGUAUUAAUGGAAUCAAUGACAUGGUCCAGAGGGCUAAAAUCAAGGCAGGGCUGGACCCAAACACACCGGUUCGUUCACUGGGUAUGUCUUUGAGUGGAGGAGAGCAGAAAGCUGCUAUCCAGAAGCUGAUCGAUGACAUGAAGCGAUACCCCAAGCUGAGCCAAACUUACUUCAUUACAACAGACGCCAUCGGCGCUAUGGCUACCGCCAGCGACUGUGGAGGUAUAGUGGUGAUAUCAGGCACUGGGUCGAACUGUAAGCUUGUCAAUCCAGACGGGGCACAAGUUGGCUGUGGGGGUUGGGGUCACAUGAUGGGAGACGAAGGCUCAGCAUAUUGGAUUUCUCACUUGGCUAUAAAAACGGUUUUUGAUGCCAGUGAUAACCUCGUCGCACCCCCUCAUGAUAUCACCUAUGUGAAGAAGGCCAUGGAAGAGUAUUUCCAGGUAUCGGAUUUGAUGGGAAUGCUUCCUCAUUUGUACAGAAACUUUCAGAAGUCACAUUUUGCAGGGUUCUGUAGGAAAUUAGCUGAAGGUGGCAAUGCUGGUGAUGCUCUAUGCCAACACGUGUUCGCAGAAGCUGGAAAAGUGCUUGCACGCCACAUUGUAGCUGUCCUUCCUAAAGUACAUAAGGAUCUGUUUUGUGGUGAGCUGGGCUUGCCUGUUCUGUGUGUCGGUUCUGUGUGGCACAGCUGGGAUCUGAUGAAAGCCGGUUUCACUCAGGUCCUCUCAGAAGCUCAUGGUUCCAGUCACUUCCUAAAGUACAGUCUGCUUACUCUCCGUCAGUCGUCUGCUCUGGGUGGAGCCAAAAUGGGGGCCCAGAAUGCAGGAGCCAGCCUUCCUCUGGACUACUCAGCCAACGUCAACGUGUUUUUCAGCCAUACCUUCAGUCAGUGAUUUGGAAGAGACGGACCUUUGAGCUUGAAUUGAGAACUUCCUGUUUUUAAACCGUUAGAGAGAUGCGGUUCAAGAUUUUCCUUUUGUUUGUGGUGUUUCUCAAAAACUCCUAUCAUAUUAAACAACAAUCAAACCGUACAUUUGGGGGAGAAAAAAACUUUUUGUAAUUUUUGGUAUUUUUUUUUAAUGUUAUCAAAUAUUUUCUUUAAAUAAACAUUGCAAAACAUAAAAAAAAAAAA
Messenger RNA from Puntigrus tetrazona (Sumatra barb), 1378 nucleotides. Its product is annotated as N-acetyl-D-glucosamine kinase-like. The record is from RefSeq and is a predicted model, not a curated record. Lineage: Eukaryota; Metazoa; Chordata; Actinopteri; Cypriniformes; Cyprinidae. Gene Ontology annotation, molecular function: N-acetylglucosamine kinase activity.